Coccidioides immitis RS is the source of this 1487-nucleotide messenger RNA. RefSeq lists its product as uncharacterized. The transcript is spliced from 3 exons. Lineage: Eukaryota; Fungi; Ascomycota; Eurotiomycetes; Onygenales; Onygenaceae. The record is from RefSeq and is a predicted model, not a curated record. Bases 658 to 918 code for a protein of 86 amino acids.
CCACAUUCAAUAUGCAACAACAUGGUCAACAACACCUUAAUUAGGCUUGCAAUUGAAGAUCUUGAAUCACAAGAGGCCCCAAAUUACACUGUGGCUGCAAGAAAGUACUCAGUCAACCAAGAGACCCUGCACCAACAGCAUAAAGGCUUGCAACUUGCUCAGGAUGAAGCAGCCUCCUGAUAUAAGAAAAAGCUCUCUGAUAUACAGGAGGCAGAGCUCCUGAAUUAUAUAAACAAGCUCUCUAGCCGCGGCCUUGCCAUUACAUCUCAGAUUCUACAAAAUAUUGUACAAGAGAUGACAGGAGAGGAUGUUGGAAUCAACUGGGUUAAUCAAUUUCACAAGCAGCAUAAUAACAAGAUCAAAUGCAUUUAUCUCAAAGCAAUUAAUCAAAAUAGUUGGAGCAGAAAAUCAAUCAAUAUAACCUUGAGCCCUCAAACAUCUACAACUUUGAUGAAAAAGGAUUCCUCCUAGGCUCCUGCCAUGCCUCAAAGUGAUUAGUCUCUAUUGAAGCCCUAUGAGCUGGAAAGAAUACUGCCACCCAGGAUGGUAGUCAGGAAUUCCUCUCAUUACUCUGCUCAGUCUCUGCUGAAGGAAUUGCACUACCUCCAGCUCUUAUUUACCAGGGUGAAUCACAAGAUCUCCAGAAUACAUGGCUAGAUGAUUAUGACAGAAGCAAAUGGGCCUACUUUGCAGCUUCAACAAAUGAUUGAAGCAAUGAUGAAUAUGGGGAUUAUCCAAGCCAUGACAGAGAAGCAAUGCUGCAAGCAAGGCAAGCCCCUAGGCCUACUCAAUAGAGAUAAUCCUAGUCAAGUGCAGUUCUGGUCUCCAACAAAAGUUCUUAAGGCAUGCGAGCACCUGGAUGAAAUAGAGGCCAAAAAAGCUGAUAAAAUUGCUCAAACACAACAGGCAAAGCUUUAAUGAGAGCUUCAAAAGGAGCAGGCUGCUAGGGAUGCUGAAGAAAGAUGGAUUGAACAGGAGGAUGCCUGUAAAAAGACCCACAAGCAAUGAGAGACUGAAAAAAUCAAAUGUGCUAGAGAAAGAGAGGCACAAUGUGUUGCUUGUGAGGAGAAGAAGGCUUUACAACUAGCAGAGAAGAAAAAACAGGCAGUUGAACAUACUACUAAAUGCUGGCAGUCAGGCAUUCAAGCACCAGCUUCAAAGCACUGUCAGAAGGACUCCCCUACUAAAGAGUCUCAUUACAGAGAGCCUAUACAACCUUCCAAAAGGGGAAGUAAGAGCUCUACAAGCCUCCCUAGCAAGUCAUUAGGCUCCCUAGCCAAGAAAUCUACUGUUGACAUUCCUUUGAAUUCUUUCCUAUCUACCCCCCGAAUCUCUCACUCUGGCCGCAAUAUUAGGCCGUCCACCUGUUUAUUUUCCUAACUACACUAAUUUCUAUGCUUCAAAGAACACAUUCAUUUAAUAUUUAAUAGCUAUUUAAUAAUAAAGAUCUGGUUGUUGAGAUAUUUAAUAAAUUCGUUGCUUAGAGC